CCGGUAAAACUUGUUUCUACUGUGGCAUUAAAAUGGCUGAAAUCCUGGGUGUUCAUCAAUUGAUUGAUUCUGAGGAAUUCUUUUUUCAAUUUUGAAUGAAAAUGAAAAUAAUGCCUAAACAGGAAACUUGGAUUGGCAUUCCCGGUGACGGGAGAUGUUUGUUCCGCUCGGUGAUUCACGGUGAUUGGCUGAGGUCAGGGAAGCAGUCUCCGAGUGAGAGCUGUCAGAAAGACCUUGCCGAUGAACUCAGAGCUAAAGUUGUUGACGAAUUCAUCAAGAGGCGGGCCGACACCGAAUGGUUCCUCGAGGGUGAUUUCGACAACUAUGUCAUGCAGAUGCGGCAGCCUCAUAUAUGGGGAGGAGAACCUGAGUUGCUCAUGUGCUCACAUGUCCUACAGACCCCUAUAACAGUUUACAUGAGGGACAAGAAUUCGGGUACCCUUAAAAUUAUAUCCGAGUACGGUCAGGAAUACGGUAAGGAAAACCCCAUCCGAGUUCUGUAUCAUGGUUAUGGACACUAUGAUGUAUUGAUGAGUACAGUAAGCAGUGCCUCUUCUAAACUGUUGAAGAUAGAUGACUAGGGGAUAAUUGCACUGUAAAACAGGAGAUGCUAGGAAUUCUGUACUGAUAGUGUCCUUUGAGAAUGUAAUUAUAUGAAACUCUUUUCAGGUGCAAAUUACACU
Molecule: messenger RNA, 683 nt
Organism: Hibiscus syriacus
Lineage: Eukaryota; Viridiplantae; Streptophyta; Magnoliopsida; Malvales; Malvaceae
Product: OVARIAN TUMOR DOMAIN-containing deubiquitinating enzyme 4-like
Exons: 6
Coding region: 96-581 (161 amino acids)
Biological process (GO): protein deubiquitination; endoplasmic reticulum unfolded protein response
Cellular component (GO): cytosol; nucleus
Molecular function (GO): cysteine-type deubiquitinase activity
Source: RefSeq, a predicted model, not a curated record